CGCUCGGCUGCCAUGGCUGGCUUUUCUUGUCGGAUAUUAUUAAAUAUCCACUCUUUCAUUUCAUCAAUUAACAAAUCAACUACUUGCUAUUAUUUACCUUUUUCUAAGGCAAUAUCGUGUGCAUUAGCAUAUUAGAUUAAUGCAUCACUUUCUGUCUCCGACUGCGAUUCUCCAGUUCGAAAACGACUCUUGCCCCACAAAACGAGAAAACAGCAUUAGAAAAAACACCCACAACUUUUGCAUUAAAUACAUCCAAAUUUCCCUUGAAAAGCAUCCUUCAUCUUCCAUUGGAUCACGAACAGAAAGUCCUUGGAAUUCAUUUCGGGUUUGGAACUCAUUUCCUCAUCUGGGUGUUCAUCUGUUUCCCUGAAAUGGUCAAAACAUUUGUGUUUCUUUUUGCUUUUCUCUUUUCAAUGAAUCCAUAGAAACACCCUUUUGUCUUCGGAUUUGCAGAGAAGAGAGAUGAAUGUUCAGAAGUCUUGCUUGAAAGGGGAAGAAGGAAGGGGUGAUAGGAUCAGAGAAAAAGACCCACCGAAAUUAAACCAAUUGCAACUAAAACAAGUCUCUGAUUCUUUCAACCAUGUGGUCGUUGACCACAAAAGUUUCUCCUCAGAGAGAAAAAUUCGACAACCUGAAAAUAGGAAAAAACCAAGUAUUUCACUUCCGAAGCCGGUUGCUAUUUCUUCUACCAAUCCAGUCAGUGAACUGGAUUCGGCAGCCACUAAGCUACAAAAGGUCUACAAAAGCUAUAGAACAAGAAGGAAUCUGGCAGAUUGCGCUGUUGUGGUUGAGGAGCUAUGGUGGAAAGCUUUAGACUUUGCUGCUCUCAAGGUAAGCUCGGUGUCAUUCUUCAACGUUGAAAAGACAGAAACCGCUACGUCCCGUUGGUUCCGAGCUAGGACGAGAGCUGCAAAGCUUGGGAAAGGUUUAUCAAAGGAUGAGAAUGCUCAAAAAUUAGCUCUUCAACACUGGCUUGAAGCAAUUGAUCCCCGACACCGCUAUGGACAUAAUUUGCAUUUUUACUACGAUGUUUGGUUUGAUAGCAAGAGCACACAACCUUUCUUCUACUGGUUGGAUAUUGGUGAUGGGAAGAGGGUUAAUCUUGAGAAGUGCCGUAGAUCAGUUCUGCAUAAGCAAUGCAUCAAGUACCUUGGACCAAAAGAAAGGGAGGAGUACCAGGUGAUUGUGGAGAAUGGGAAGCUUGUUUACAAGCAAAGCAGAGUACCCAUCACCACAGUUGAAGAUUCCAAGUGGAUUUUUGUACUCAGCACGUCAAGAGAUUUGUAUGUGGGACAGAAGAAGAAAGGUCUCUUUCAACAUUCCAGCUUCCUGUCUGGAGGAGCUAUAACGGCUGCAGGAAGAUUAGUUGCCAUUGAUGGAAUUCUCAAGGCUAUAUGGCCAUACAGUGGUCAUUACCUCCCAACAGAGAACAAUUUUAAGGAGUUCAUUAGUUUCCUUGAAGAACAUACAGUGGACUUGACCAACGUUAAGAGGUGUUCGGUAGAUGAUGACAACUACUCGCUUAACAACACGAGCGAGGAAACAUCUGCGGCAACAUCUUCACAAGACAUGGUUGCAGAUGAUGUUGAUUUGGCAGUACCCGUCAAGUUGGUUACAACUAAUGAGCAGCAAGAAAAUCAGGGUAGCAGCAGAGAGGCAGCGUUGAUAGACAUUCCAAAGCGCUUGCUAUGCAGAUGGAGCAGUGGAGUUGGCCCCAGAAUAGGUUGUGUGAAGGAGUAUCCAGCAGAGUUGCAAGCACGAGCACUGGAGCAAGUGAACUUGUCACCAAGACCGUCACCAGGUUUCUUCGGAGGCUCGCUUCCAAUACCUUCACCACGGCCGAGCCCGAAAAUCAGGAUGUCUCCUAGGCUCUCAUAUAUGGGGAUUCCCAGCCCCAGGGUGCCUGUGAGUCUGUGACAGCGCCCAUCUAAAGCUUCUGCCUCUGGUGCCCCUAACAAAACCUCUGAUUUGUCGCAUUUUCAUGUAAAUGGAACUCAUCCUUCUUUCUGCCUGGAAUGAUUUGAGUAGUUCAUAUCUUGUUUCA
Molecule: messenger RNA, 2044 nt
Organism: Cucumis melo (muskmelon)
Lineage: Eukaryota; Viridiplantae; Streptophyta; Magnoliopsida; Cucurbitales; Cucurbitaceae
Product: IQ domain-containing protein IQM4
Exons: 8
Coding region: 463-1917 (484 amino acids)
Source: RefSeq, a predicted model, not a curated record